Messenger RNA from Gekko japonicus, 1431 nucleotides. It is a transcript of the gene POFUT1, whose product is annotated as protein O-fucosyltransferase 1. The record is from RefSeq and is a predicted model, not a curated record. Gene Ontology annotation, molecular function: peptide-O-fucosyltransferase activity. The transcript is spliced from 7 exons. Gene Ontology annotation, biological process: protein O-linked glycosylation via fucose; Notch signaling pathway; regulation of Notch signaling pathway. NCBI's taxonomy places the organism in Eukaryota, Metazoa, Chordata, Lepidosauria, Squamata, Gekkonidae. Bases 1 to 1185 code for a protein of 394 amino acids. Gene Ontology annotation, cellular component: endoplasmic reticulum.
AUGGCCGGGCUCGGGAGCGGGCUGAGCGGCGCGGCCUUCUCCGGCCUGCGCCUCCUCCUCUUCCUCGCCCUGCUGUGGCCCAGCAGCGUCGACGGCGGCGCCUGGGACCCGGCGGGAUAUCUCCUGUAUUGCCCCUGCAUGGGGAGAUUUGGGAACCAGGCGGACCAUUUUCUGGGCACCUUGGCAUUUGCCAAGAUGAUAAAUCGGACCUUAGCCGUACCCCCCUGGAUUGAGUACCGGCAUCACAGGCCUCCAUACACAAACCUGCACGUUCCCUACAAGGAAUAUUUCAAGGUCGCCCCUCUCCUGGAAUACCACCGGGUUAUCACCUUGGAGGAGUUCAUGGAGAAGCUGGCUCCCGUCCACUGGCCUCCCGGCAAGAGGGUAGCAUUCUGCUUUGAAGCCGCGGCCCAGAGGAGCGCCGAUAAAAGGACAUGCCCCAUGAAGGACGGAAACCCCUUUGGGCCCUUUUGGGAUCAGUUUGACGUGGAUUUCGAUAGUUCGGAGCUGUUUGGAGGCCUCUCCUUCGGUGCCUCUUAUAAGGACCACUGGAUCCGAAGGUUUCCGCCCUCUGAAUAUCCUGUUCUGGCCCUCCCGGGGGCACCAGCCCAGUUUCCGGUUCUGGAGGAGUACCGGCCUCUGCAUCGGUUUGUGGUGUGGUCUGACAACCUGGUGAACAAGGGAGAGUCCUACAUUAAUUCCUUCCUAGUCAGACCCUACGUGGGAAUACAUCUCCGACUGGGCUCAGAUUGGAAAAACGCAUGCAAGAUGUUGACGGAUGGCACAGCUGGGUCUCAUUUAAUGGCUUCGCCUCAGUGCGUGGGCUACGACCGCAACACCGCUGCCCCUCUCACCACGGACAUGUGUCUGCCAGACCUAAAGGAAAUCCAGCGUGCUCUCAAGCUCUGGGUGGAGGCGGUCAAAGCGAAAGCUGUGUACGUUGCCAGUGAUUCUGAGCCCUACACCAAUGAGAUACAGCAGCUCUUCAGUGGAAAGGUCAAGGUGGUGUACCUGCAGCCCGAAGUGGCUCAGAUAGACCUGUACAUCCUCGGCCAGUCCGACCAUUUCAUCGGCAACUGUGUCUCUUCCUUCACCGCCUUUGUGAAACGGGAGCGCGACGUCCACGGGAGACCGUCCUCCUUUUUCGGCAUGGACCGCCCCCCCGAGCUGCGAGACGAGCUGUAGGUGGCCCGCGGAGGACCAGUCGCCUCUUCCCUUCAGUCCUCCCGUGACGCACGAUCGGGAUCGACACUGGGCUCUGUGGAAAGCAAAGUCCUCGCACAUCCGGACAAGCCGAGUGGUGAAUCGCUGCUCGAUGCUGGAGGCUGAAACCAGGAGGAAGGGUCUUCUCGCCGUUGGAGAGAAAUCGUCAUCACCCAGUCCACUCAACUUGCUGCUUGAGUCUCCUUCCUUUUUUCGCUGCUGCUUCAA